Fusarium pseudograminearum CS3096 is the source of this 2046-nucleotide messenger RNA. RefSeq lists its product as uncharacterized. Gene Ontology annotation, cellular component: nucleolus. The transcript is spliced from 2 exons. Lineage: Eukaryota; Fungi; Ascomycota; Sordariomycetes; Hypocreales; Nectriaceae. Gene Ontology annotation, molecular function: mRNA binding. The coding region runs from base 1 to 2046 and encodes 681 amino acids. Gene Ontology annotation, biological process: regulation of translation. The record is from RefSeq and is a predicted model, not a curated record.
AUGGCUACCAAAUCUGCAGCUGUUGGCGACAAGAGAAAGUCCGCUUCUAGCGGCAAGUACCAGACCUUUUCUAAGCUCAACAAGAAGCCUCGACUUGGUGAGAAGAAGGUCAAGAAGCAACCUGUGAAGGAGUCCGAGGAUUCUGAUGAGGAGGAUGGCGGUGCCGAUCUGAGUGAAGAGGCCCCCAAGAGGUCUUCAAAUGGUGCCGGAGAUGUAAAGACCUUUGAUCGAACUUCAGGUCAAACUUCGCGCGAAUCCCAUGCCAAGCAAAAGGAGCCCGCCCAGCAGCGCAAGGCCGCAAAGCCUCUUGCUGACGAAGUUCAACGCACAAAGAAGCUGUGGGAGAAGCUACGACGAAAGUCUCACGUCCCCAAGGAGGAACGACAGAUAUUGGUCACUGAACUAUUCACCAUCAUUACUGGUCGCAUCAAGGAUUUCGUCCUCAAGCACGAUGCCGUGCGCGCUGUCCAAACCGCUAUCAAGUACGCAUCGCCUGAACAGAAGAAGCAGAUUGCUCAUGAGUUGACGGGCACAUACGCUCAGCUUGCUGAGAGUCGAUAUGCCAAGUUCCUGAUUGGAAAGCUUCUGGUCCAGAACGACGAGGAGAUCCGAGAUAUCAUUAUUCCCGAGUUUUACGGCCGUGUCCGAAAGAUGAUCAACCACCCUGAGGCUUCAUGGAUUCUCGACGAUGUCUACCGAGGUGUUGCGACAAAGGAACAGAAGGCCAUUCUGCUGCGCGAGUGGUACGGUCCCGAGUUCUCUAUCCGAGAACUUACCAAGGAUACAAACCCCACUUCUGAUCUCAAGGCCAUCCUCGAGGCUGAGCCUAGCAAGCGAGGUCCCAUCAUGAAGAGUCUGGUUGACAUUAUCGGCUCUCUUGUCAACAAGAAGAUGACUGGUUUCACUAUGCUCCACGAUGCUAUGUUCCAGUACUUCUCUGCCACCCAGCCUGGCACAGAAGAGUUCACCGAGUUCUUCGAGAUGGUCAAGGGUGACGAGGGCGGAGAUUUGCUCAAGAACAUGGCAUUCACCCGCAACGGUGCCAAGCUUACCUGUUUGCUCCUAGCUCACGGAUCCUCCAAGGACCGAAAGCAGAUUCUCAAGACCUACAAAGACACUUUCCUGCUGAUGUCUGGUGACAUCUGGGCACAUCUCGUUAUCCUUACUGCCUACGAUGUUGUUGACGACACCAAGCUUACUGCCAAAACCAUCUUCCCUGAGAUCCUCGGCGAGGGUGAGAACCUUGCUCAAAAUGUCGUUGCUGCAGCCAACAACCCCUUCGCCAGGACAACAAUCCUUUACCUCUUCGAGGGACUUGCCAAGUCUCUCUUCCCUCCCAGCCAGUCAGCCGAGGUUGAGAUUCUCAAGGAGGUUCACGAGAUCCGCCAGACAACAAGUAAGAAGGAUGAGGACGUUCGCCGCAGUGAACUUGUUACUGCUAUUUCGCCUCAGCUUAUCUCAGUCAUUGCCGAGGUUCCUUCCGAUAUUACCGCCACCGCCUUUGGUUGCCAGUUUGUCACAGAUGUCCUCCUCUCAGGAGUUGGCGACAAGCAGCAGGCUCUGGAGGCCAUUGCCCAGUCAGCCAGCGGCAACCCUAGCGAGGAACCAUCAGAGGAUGAUCUUCAGCCCCAGGUACACAUCUCAAGGACGCCUCACGGUGGCCGCAUGCUGAAGUCGCUGAUCCAAGGCGGCAAGUACGACAAGGCUGCCGGCAAGAUUAUCCCUGUUGACCCUCCUCUGGAGUUCUCCAACAUCCUUUACCCAGUCAUCAAGGAGCACAUUAUGUACUGGGCCACUGGACCCAGCUCAUUCGUUGUUGUUGGUCUUCUUGAGGCCGGCGACUUUGGAGAGGCUGGUGCGCUCAAGAAGACGCUGAAGAAGAACAAGAAGGCUCUUGAGAAGGCUGCCACCGAGGAGACCCCUGAGCAGAAGGCUGCUCGUGAGGCUCACGAGGCAGCGCCCAAGGAUGCCAAGAAGGGCAAGAAGAAGGGAGAUAAGAAGCCCGUUGGUAAUGCUGGUAGCAAGCUGUUGUUGGAGAAAUUGUAA